Molecule: messenger RNA, 4583 nt
Organism: Oncorhynchus keta (chum salmon)
Lineage: Eukaryota; Metazoa; Chordata; Actinopteri; Salmoniformes; Salmonidae
Product: beta-1,4-N-acetylgalactosaminyltransferase 3-like
Exons: 19
Coding region: 550-4068 (1172 amino acids)
Cellular component (GO): Golgi cisterna membrane
Molecular function (GO): acetylgalactosaminyltransferase activity
Source: RefSeq, a predicted model, not a curated record
ACACAUAAUCUAUCUAUAUGGGGUCAUCAUUUUUUACGUCCAUAUCCUAUCCUUGAACAUUCCUGAACCUUGAACCUAACCUUACCAUUUUAAACCUAGUCCCAAGGAUUCCCGAAACUACCUGUGCCACUGGCUGCGAAUUAGAUGUGGGCUACCGAACCACACCCCCAAAUCUCUCUCGAUGGCCGGGUGCGCAAUCUGUUUGUCCGUGUUCUGUGUGCAUGUGCAGUGGGUUGGUAGGCAUUUUGUUUAAUUCGUUCUGCAGCUUAGUCAGACAACCCACGUGCCAGAUUCGGUUAAAUCCAAGAUAGCACUCGAGUCAGAGCAACCGAAGCCAGCGCGGUUUUUUUACGGGAUGAAAAAAAACCGUUUCGGGACCAUCGCUAGGUGGGAGUGUUGGGGGCGCCGCAGGUGUGUCACGAACAGGGUCGCGAGACUAACGAGUGGUCAGUCUGGUCCAACUUUUCCGAACAAAGCCGUUAAAUUCACGGUGGCAGAAUCAAUGACUGACGGAGUACUCUGGAGCAAGCAGCAGGGAGAUCAAUCAACAUGUUCAAAUCGGUCUUCCCGCUGAAGAAGCUGAGACGGAGUCGGAAACAUCUGCUGUUCUUAGCCUUGCUGAUGCUGGGAGCUUUCGCUGUUUACCAAGAGUUUGUAGCUACUAGUGUGUGGAGGAUCACCAAUAGCCGUUUCAGUCCUACCAGUGAGGGCAGUCCCAGGAGAAGACCUACCCAAGAAAGAGUGGUUGGAGGUGAUGUGGGGGAGGAUUAUUCAGAAGCCUGGUGUUCCAGCUACACCCCACAGCCUUGGAGGCCAGAGUAUAAGGGACAGGUUAAUCUCCAUAUCUUUGAGGACUGGUGUGGCAGCUCUACAGCUCAGCUCCGCAAGAACCUGCACUACCCACUCUACCCACAUUCUAGAACCACUGUAAAGAAGCUGGCUGUUUCUCCUAGAUGGACCAACUAUGGCCUCAGGAUCUUUGGCUAUCUCCACCCCUAUACUGACGGUGAGUUUGUGUUUGCGGUGAGCUCUGAUGAUAACUCUGAGUUCUGGCUGAGCCGGGAUGACUCUCCACUCAACCUGCAGCUACUGACCUGGAUCGGCAAGACUGGCAUGGAGUGGACGGCACCUGGUGAGUUUGGGAAGUACGCCAGUCAGACAUCCAGACCGGUUAGGCUGUCAGUUCAGAGGAUGUACUUCUUUGAGAUCGUCCAUAAACAGAACGACAGAGGAACAGACCACAUGGAGGUGGCGUGGCAGCUGAACCAGGAGGGUCUAAGCUUUACAGUCAUCAGCUCCAAGUACAUAUCCCUCUAUACCAAUGAGUCCACUCUGAGGAUGAGUGACACCACUCACAUACCCCAAACGGCCGCCAGUCACACCCGCACGCCUAGCAACCAGCCUGACAACCAGCUGAGCAGCCAGCCUGUGGCCGACAUGCAGAGAGUUGACCCACGGGACACCCUCUACCAGAGUAAGACCUCACACUCUCACUCACACACACUACAGUCGUUAGAUAGAAAAAACAACAACUCUGUGUGUGUAGUCCCUGCCCUAGACAGUAGGUACCUCCGUGGUGUGUUACCUGACUGCUCCUAUAAACCAAGCUACAUCAUCAAAGGCUUCCCUCUGCUGCGAUACCAGGGUCUGCAGUUUGUCCACAUGUCCUACAUCUACCCCAAUGACUACACACGGCUCACACAGAUGGAGACAGAAAACACCUGCUUCUACCACAACAGUCCCCUAGACCUGGACAGGUAUGGCUUUUCCAGGUACAUGCGGCUGGAUGAGCCAGAGGGGCAGGAGGGAGAGAACAGAGCCAGAGAUAUUGGCAUCUCGAUGAGGAGAAAGGCGGUCCCAGAGGAGGGGUUAGAUGGCGAGGCUCCUCCAAAUGUGGGAGGGGCUAGUGAGACAGACCACACCCCUCCUGACUAUGGAGACGACUAUGACGAUUACGCCAAGAGACGACGACGCAAACUCUUCUCCCUGCCACAGGCCGACAGGGCACCUACACAUAGAAACAUGUCUGAUACUCUCACAUACAAGAAGAGGAGGAGGAAGAAGAGGAGAGGAUCUAAUGCAGCAGCUGUAGUCCAGACCAGAGCAACAGAAAUGGAUGGGUUAGAGAUCCCUCAUGGUCCUGGGUCACAUAAACCUAUACAGACUACACCAGAAGAAAAGCUGAGACCAGCAGACAGACCAACAGAUAGAGCAGUUGAACAGCUCAGACCAGCACAAAAAAAAAAGUCCCGAACAGGGGAACAGAAACCAAGAGGGAAUACAGCAGACAGAGAAGAUCUGGGUCCAGCAGACAGAGAAGAUCUGGGUCCAGCAGACAGAGAAGAUCUGGGUCCAGCAGACAGAGAAGAUCUGGGUCCAGCAGACAGAGAAGAUCUGGGUCCAGCAGACAGAGAAGAUCUGGGUCCAGCAGACCAAAGUCAACCCAGACCAAGAGAGGGACCAGCAGAACAGAACUCAACUGGGAUAAAGAUUUUACCUUCACCACAAAAACUAGACCAGAACAUGCCAACAGACAGAUACAGACCAGCAGAGAGAUACAGACCAGCAGGCGGACCAGCAGACAGAGACGGACUAGCAGACAGAUCAGCAGACAGAGACAGACCACAAGUUCGGCUUCCCCAGCUGCAAGGGAGGCGCCGGCGCAUUCAACAGCCUGGUCAGAUGGGUGGGACUAAGAUUAAAUCACCUCUAGUGAAGUUGUACCACAAAGCAACUGUGACUAGGAAGAGAGUCCAGGACCUAGAUACAGAUAUCAUCCUCCGAGCACAAACACAUAUAAAGUCACGACCGCAACCUGACUAUGACAACACAGUCCACAGGGCUCUGCCCCCUGGCGAGGUCAGAGGAAGGAACCAUCUGGUUGAAGGGAUUGACAGAGGGGAGGAGGGUGAGAGAAAGGGGGAGGAGAUGGGUGUGAGUGAGUCUUUAUGGAGUCUGGGGGGAGACUCUGAAGAGGAGGAGGGGCUGGCUUAUGACUCCACACCUCCACCGGUGUUUGACCCUGAGGUGAACUGGGCUCAGACAUUCCAGGUGACCCCUGUUAACCUCCAGGCGAUGCGUUCUGAUUGGAUAGACCUAAGCUGUAACGUGUCUGGUAACCUGCUGCUCCGCCCUAGUGAUGCUCUGCCUGUCGUCAAGGCCUUCAUGGACAAACUAAACCACAGACACAACAGGCAUUUCUCCCUGGUGCGUGUGCUGAAUGUUGAGAGGAAAGUGGAUGGGGUUCAGGGCAGCAGGUACUUCCUGGAGCUGGAGCUAAGGGACAUGACUGGCCAACACCUUCGUUUGUCACACUACAUCUAUGCUCUGAUUCGCCAUAAUCGAUCUCGCCCCAGGGGAGUCCUUCGCCGUGCCCCUGAGACGUUGCUAUGCAAGCCUCUAGGCUUCCACUGGAACCCGACUGCCACUGUACACUUCAUAGUACCAGUAAAGAACCAGGCCCGCUGGGUGCAGCAGCUGAUAGAUGACAUGGAGGGUCUGUACCAGACCACUGGAGAUCCCUACUUCAACCUCAUCAUCACUGACUACAACAGCACUGACAUGGAUAUAGAGGCAGCACUAAAGGCAUCCACGCUGCACAGGUACCAGUACGUGAAGCUGAGUGGAAACUUUGAGCGUUCCGCUGGUCUACAGGCUGGCAUCGACCUCAUCAAUGAUGAGCACAGUAUAGCGUUUCUGUGUGACCUUCACAUCCACUUCCCCCCGUCCAUCGUCGACUCAGUCAGGAAACACUGUGUGGAGGGACACAUGGCCUUCGCCCCCAUCGUCAUGAGACUGGACUGUGGAGCUACGCCCAAGGAGCCCAGAGGUUACUGGGAGGUGAAUGGGUUUGGUCUGCUGGGGAUCUAUAAGUCUGACCUGGAUGCAGCAGGAGGCAUGAACACACACGACUUCACUGACCGCUGGGGCGGAGAGGACUGGGAGCUGCUGGACAGGAUUCUGCAGUCGGGUCUGGAGGUGGAGCGUAUCUACCUGAGGAACUUCCUGCAUCACUACCAUUCUAAACGUGGCAUGUGGAACCGGCGCACUCAACGCAGUGGCACGUAACCCACAACCACACAGCCAAAUUGUACAAUGAUGCAGCCAUAACCCACUACGACACAGCUGUAACUCACGACGACACAUCCGUGGCCACAAGGAAAUCAAGGAAACUGGCGCACUUUAAUUUCCGCACUCCUCGCAUCAGCCAUUUACAGCUGUCGACUGGUUAACGAGAGGGCAGGACAGAGGAGAUUCCUGACAUACCAUUGGGUGAUAUCUCCUGUCAUUCAAACUGUUUGAGGGUGUGGUGAUUAUGAAAUACAGAACAUAGUACUAACUGUCCUGGAAGAAGAGCUGAGCUCGUGCAGAGGUACUUAAAUCUUAACAUGGAGGUCCACAGUACUACUAGUUAGCCAGAGAGUCCACUCACCCAAGUCUGAAUCAGUACACACACACACACACACACACACACACACACACACACACACACACACACACACACACACACACACACACACACACACACACACACACACACACACACACACACACACACACACACACACACACACACACACACA